Molecule: messenger RNA, 3024 nt
Organism: Camelina sativa (false flax)
Lineage: Eukaryota; Viridiplantae; Streptophyta; Magnoliopsida; Brassicales; Brassicaceae
Source: RefSeq, a predicted model, not a curated record
UUAUCUAUGGACAACACAUAACUUCUCUCUCUCUCUUCUCUCUUCUCUCUUCUCUCUCUACUUAUCAUCCACUUCCGUACCUGUCGCUUAUAAUUAAUCGCAUUUAAUAAACGCGUCUCAAGUCCGUCAUUGCGUCGGUGAUGUCACCAUAGUCUUCUUCUUGACGACUCUGCGCAAGUCUUUUCACAGCGACGAAGAAUACAAAAGCCUCCAUCUUUGUCGCCUUAAAGCUUGUUCCUUUACUGCGUUUAUCAAGAACUCCGGCGAAAAAGCUUCUAUCUUUACAGCGUUUACAGAUAAUUCCGGCGAAAAGCUUGUACCUUUCACCGGAGAAUGCAGAUUCCGGCGAACAGGGGUUGAAGAAAUGAAUAAGCAACGAAGAAGAAACGUUCAAGGUCAUGGCGUUGGAAGACAGAUUCCAGGUUGUUUGGGUCGGGUGGUUAAUCUGUUCGAUUUUGGAACAGUUGGUAAUGGAAAGAAGUUGCUUACUGAGAAACCACAUUUUGUUAAUGGGUCUAUCAGGAGGAAUCAGUUAGAUCAAAUAAAAGAUAAAGUUGUGAGUUUGUUGAACUUGAUGUGAGGAACGGUGGAGUCAGUGGAACACCGAUGAAGAUGCUUCUAGAACAGGAAAUGUCGAAAGAAGUGGAUAUUAAACUCAGUUCGACAAAUUUGGUUGCUAAGUUGAUGGGUCUUGAUUCAUUUCCUCAGACACAACCUGCUCCAAGGAGUAAUAGUUCAAAGCCUCGUCUAAAGAGGUCGUUAAGUCACGGGGAAUAUAAAGAUGUCUAUGAGAUUUGGCAGAAACCUAGUAAUGGUGUGGAGGGUUUAAGCAAGAAGCAUAUGGACAUUGUCCGUGAGAAGUUCUUGGAGGCGAAACGUUUGGUUACAGAUGAUAAACUUCGACAUUCCAAGGAGUUUCAAGAAGCUAUGGAAGUUUUGAGUUCGAACAAGGAGUUGUUCCUCGAGUUUUUGCAAGAAUCAAAUAACUUAUUCUCCCAUCAUCUCCACAAUUUCGAGUCCAUUGCGCCACCAACCCCAGAGAAGUCAAAGAGGAUCACUAUUUUGAAACCUUCAAAGAUCAUUGUUGAUGAAAAGUUAGGAAAUGAAGCAGCCAUUGAAUCUGCGAGAGACGGAAUGAAGAGUGAUUUAUUCAAAUGGCCGGCUGAAGAAGAAUAUCCGACAAGGCAGUCAACUCGAAUAGUUGUUCUCAAACCUAAUGGUCAUGUCACAAAGGCUUCAUCAUGUCCAACAUCUCCAAGAGGUUUUGAGGAGAGAGAGUCAAGAGAUGUGGCUAGGAGAGUGAAGAGACAGAUUCUAAAGGAUGAAACUUUACAUUCUUCUGCCUUCUCUAAUGGUUAUAUAGGCGAUGAUAGUUCUCUUAACGACUAUGCAGAUUCUGAAAUCAUGUCACCGGUCUCUAGACAUUCAUGGGAUUAUAUCAACAAGUAUGAUAGCCCUUAUUCUUCCUCUCCCUUUAGCAGAGCCUCUGAUUCCCCUGAGUCAUCAUCCGUCUGCAGAGAAGCCAAGAAACGCCUUUCUGAAAGAUGGGCAUUGAUGGCAGCAUCUAAUGAGAAUAUGCAGGAGUCCAAAGUUAUGGAAAAGAAAGUCUCUAAUAGUACGUUAGGUGAUAUGCUUGCAAUUCCAGAUUUGAGAGAUGAUCUUAGAAUAGAAGAAGAAACAAGUGAAGGUAAUGAACAGGAAAGUCUUAGAGUGUAUGAUGCAUCUUGCUUAGCUGGUAAUCUCAGUAAAGAAGAAGGAAACUUAAAGCCUCUUAGAACCCUUUCGCGGUCGAAAUCUCUCCCUGAAUCAUCAACAAGUCUUGGACAUAAGUCUCUUGAUACCAACAAGGAGAAAUCCAAAGCUCCAGAGGAGCUGACAAAGUCAAAGAGUUUGAAAUGGUCUCUGAAAGGUAAAGUCUCAAACUUUCUUUUCUCAAGGAACAAGAAGUCCAGUAAGGAGAGAUCUUUUGAGGAAUCCCAAGUGGUGAAUUCCGAAAUCUUAGAUUCUCGGUGUAACGAUGAAUGUGAUGCAUCAGUGUCUGCCAGAAGCAUGAAUUCUCGUGAGGGAGACUUCUCAGUUGCAAAGGCAACCACUUUUGGAAACUCUAGUGAGUGGCGUAAUGAACCGAGUCCAGUUUCAGUCUUGGAAACUUCUUUCGAUGAAGAUGAUGGAAUCUUUUUUAAUUCAUCUGUAUUAGAUAGAUCAUCUUCUUCUCUUGGACGGGAGAUGAGUUCCAACUUAUUAGGAAAAUCGCCUCCGAUAGGUUCCAUUGGUCGAACCUUUUCAUUCGAUGAUUCAACAGUAGCUCGGUGUUUCUCAUCUAAACGCUCUACUACUUCGACAAGAGACGAGGAAGAAGACUUGCGUCUCCUCAUCAACACACUAUUAUCAGAAGCUGAUCUUGAUGCAGUUUCAGACAAUCUUUUGUCUAAAUGGCAUUCUGCAGAGAGUCCACUAGACCCAUCUCUGAGAACCAGCUACGCAGAGUUAACAGAACAGCAAAGACUCGGAUCAAACGUGAAGAAUCUAGUGUUCGACCUUGUCAACACACUGCUUUUGGAGCUAACACCGAGCUAUCUCGUACCUCGUAGUCCCUUAAUUCUCUCGGGUAAGCCAUUGCGGGUUUAUGUGAUAAACCGAAUGCAAGAAUGUUUAACGGGUAACGGAAGAGUGGAAGAUCGUUGGUGGGAUGAAGACGGAGACUUGAGCAGUUUGGCUGUGAAUAAAGUUGUGAGGGUUGAAGUAGCCGAGAUUGGUUCGCCGGAGUGUUUGAGAUUGGAAAUGGAUUCAAUGGGAGAGGAACUAGAGUUGAAGUUACUGGAGGAGUUAGUGGAAGAGGCUUUGAUGGAUUUGUCUGAACAACCCAAAUAAUUCAUUCCAAGUAUUUGUUAAUCAUAUGAAUGUAAAUUAUAUGGUUUUUUUGUGUGUAUAAUAUAAGGUCAAUUCCACAUUCUAUUUUAAUUUUUUUUUUUUGGGUGAAUGAUAUUGUAACGUAGUGUUUACAUAGAUAUCAUCUCUCUAUUA